This is a messenger RNA of Artibeus jamaicensis (Jamaican fruit-eating bat), 2421 nucleotides long. RefSeq names its product chromosome unknown C18orf63 homolog (gene CUNH18orf63). The transcript is spliced from 14 exons. The record is from RefSeq and is a predicted model, not a curated record. The coding region runs from base 1 to 2421 and encodes 806 amino acids. Lineage: Eukaryota; Metazoa; Chordata; Mammalia; Chiroptera; Phyllostomidae.
AUGAGCGACCCCAGGCAGCAGUCGCUGUUCUUCGUCACAGUCCCAGAUUUGCAGAGACUCUGUGCUGUCAGAGUGACACUGCGCCACUCGGGGGCAGAUGCUGAGGUCAGGAGCACACAGCUGAAGAUGUGCAGGCAAUUGCUGUUUUUACACCAAGAUACUCUUGCAUCACCUGUGCCUGGAAUAUUUAGCCAAAUUUGGGUGGUGAUGGCGAUACCAUUUUAUAAGGCUGGAAAACUUAAUACCUAUCUUGAAAAAUAUGGAGCUAAGGCAGAGGCACCUCAAAGAGUAAUUCCUGUAAUUCUUCAAAACUGCCUCUCGUACUCACUCACGGCCAGACUUGCUCCAGCCUGGAAUAAGACCGGCCAUCUCCUGGUGCAAGGAAGAGAGUUUCUUUCUCAGAUGGGAAAGCAAAAUGCUGUUGUAUUAGACAUCAAUGUAACAGAGACCCAAGUUUGUCUGAGUAUAGAAGCUUAUACGAUCAGACUGCCGCCACCUGAGCUACAAGAAUUUGGUAUUUCUCAAAGUGUUAUAAAGGACUUUGAUACUCACAAGAAUGCUGUCAUUGAGGGACAUUCGAUUUUAAGCAACGAGUGCUACGUUCUGCCAAGCAUGAAAACGGGACAGAUACUCAGCAUCCUUCGUGCCGCACCUCCCGACUGCCCUUUUCACUCAUACACAGACUUCCAGACGCACUGGGAUGACCUGUACGGCUAUAAACUUCCCGAAGACCCCGGAGGUGCCGAAGUGUACUGCAGCGUCCACUUCAGGAUGCUGGGAGGGAGGACCUUUACUUACCCUCUCCGCUGCGUCAGGAGUCAGCCCGUGCAGUUCUUCCCGAGGGUAGACUUGGAAGGUGUGUUGAAAAGCUUUCUUUCAGAUCUAAAGUCCGAAUUGCCCCAUAUCUGUGGAUUUCCCAUUAAGAUGACGACAAAAUCGUGCUACCACACGCCAGAACUCACUAAACCACAUAUACAGGAAAACAAAAUCAAGCCACCCAAUCUGACCUUGAAACAAAGGUUCCAGUGCUCUCUGACUCGGGCCCCUUCCACGGGACCCACCGUGGCUCAACACCUUCUACCGCACUCAGUAACCAUGGACCACAAGGUGGAGCGUUGGGUCAGCCAGCAGAAGCUCUGCAGCUCCGGGGCUCCGCCUCUGCGGCCGGGCUCUGCUCAGAGCAGAAAGGCCGCCCUGUCUGACCAGGCGCCGCACAUACAUUUGGAAGCACCGCAGCCCACUGGAGGAAGCGCUCAAGUUGGAGACACACAUUUUAGCUCCCAAAGUAACGUGGCCCCAAAACUCAUACCAGUCUUCAGAAAUCGGCCAGUGCAGAUGAACAGAAAGGUCUCAGAACCUGGCGACCUGAGAAGGAAACAACGCUGUACACACCGAGGAUCAAAAACGACGUUAGAAUCUAAACUGGUUUUGCUUAAAACCAGCGGGAUCCAGAAUAACAAACCCAAUUUAGACCCAGCUAUUACAAAAAGAUUUCAUUGUAACAUUCAGAUGAAUGCUAGGAAUUUAACCCAGAAGACUUCUAGACCUCUGCAGGAAAACCAGACCGAGUCCUCUGAAGACGGGACAAAAUACCCCCCUCGUAACAGAAAGUCCCCAGCUGUGGGUGUCGGUGGCAGUCAGCCACUCUCUGACCGCUCAGGAUUUCCGAUGUCGGGUAAGAAUUUCAGUGUGGUGAGAAGUGCUGUUGACUGCCAGGUGAAUGAGAAAGAAAUUUUAACAAGCAAAUGCAUAGCACAGAUUUUGGGGAAAGGACACGAGUCACUAAAAGUGACAAGACCACACAUUUUUGAAUCCGACACGGAAAUGGAAGAUGCCCAACCGCCACAGCAUCAGUCAGUAAAUCAAACUGAAGAAAUUGAUGUACGUGCCCACAGACCGAUAGUGAGUAACACAGCCCACAGGUUCAAACGAAAACUGUGUCAGGAGUCUUCAGAAACUGCAAAGCAGCCUCGUUCCAGUAAUACCCGCCAUGGCCAAUCCAGUUCUUCUAUGAGCCAGCUAUAUGACUUAGACAAAUCAAAACCCAAGAAAUCUCCCAGCGUCACUCAGGCUUACCACAUGGAUGCAGAAGCAGGAGAUAUCCAUCAGAGUGAAGGGUCCAGCAGCCCCGGGGCCUGUGUGUGGCUUGCAUCCUCCCUGGAGUUGGCGGGAGCUUGUGCCUGGGGACUGCUGGUGUUGAGUCGUCCCACGCCACCACCCGCCCGGGCCCGGAGCCCCACAGGCUUCCUGCAGACCAGCCGGGCAGAAACGUCCACCCGGCCCCCCAUCGCUGGGCGGCGUCUGGAGGAGCAUGACUGCUCGGUCCACCAGCAGGGCUCCCGGGCGACGCAGCAAGCAGGUCCUCCGGGUCCCAGUUCAUACAUGGCGGUCUCAGGUUUCCCGUCGGAAACGCUGCGGUGA